GCUAAAAAUAGCCAAGACGAAAUAUUUUUGAGGUCCAUGAACGAAUCCCAACUGAACCAAAUCUAUCUGAGAGGAUAUUUACACAAUAACAUAAAUAAUAUAACAGAUGGGCUUUUCAAGGCAACGAAAGGAAAUUAUGGAUUUUUUGCCACUGGUCAUGUUGCAAGAAAGCAAUUUUGGAAGAUCAGCGGAUAUAAGUGCAAAUAUGAAAUAAUGGAAAUCCCGAUUCAUUCUACGAUAAAUACUGUUGCAUUUCCUAUGUCACUCACCUCACCCUAUAGGAAAGCAAUUAACCUGGGACUCAUUAAAAUGACUGAAAGUGGUGUCCACGACUAUAUAACAUCACUAAUAUCACCAGCUUUACCAAAAUGCGACCAGCAGACUCUUUAUCAGAGCGCAAGAUUGAAUGAUCUCAUUACAUCUUUUGGAUUGCUUGGACUAGGAAUUCUUGCAGCAGUAACUGCUGUUUCACUUGAGUGCUUUUGGAAAAAAAGAAAGUUGGUACUCGAUAAACUAAAAGGGAAAACAAUGAUUGAUCAUAACUUUGAAUUUGUACACUGAAUUAUUAUGCAUAAUCUAAUCAGACAUUCAACACUAGGCCUGGAAUAGGAUAACAACGGGGAACUGAGCCAAAAUUUUGGCAGCUGCUUCAGUUAUGUUACGUAGUACAGGGUACAGGGUGAUCUAUUAUAA
Molecule: messenger RNA, 693 nt
Organism: Ceutorhynchus assimilis (cabbage seed weevil)
Lineage: Eukaryota; Metazoa; Arthropoda; Insecta; Coleoptera; Curculionidae
Source: the annotation of a GenBank genome assembly